This is a messenger RNA of Athene cunicularia (burrowing owl), 3741 nucleotides long. It is a transcript of the gene MTMR8, whose product is annotated as myotubularin related protein 8. Gene Ontology annotation, molecular function: phosphatidylinositol-3,5-bisphosphate phosphatase activity. NCBI's taxonomy places the organism in Eukaryota, Metazoa, Chordata, Aves, Strigiformes, Strigidae. Gene Ontology annotation, biological process: dephosphorylation; negative regulation of autophagy. Gene Ontology annotation, cellular component: nuclear envelope. The transcript is spliced from 15 exons. The record is from RefSeq and is a predicted model, not a curated record. The coding region runs from base 63 to 2003 and encodes 646 amino acids.
GCGCGGAGGCCGGGGCGCGCGGGCGUGCCGAGGUGAGGCCGGGGGAGGCGGGCGGUGCCGCCAUGGAGCACAUCACCACCCCGAAGGUUGAAAAUGUGAAAUUACUAGAUCGUUAUACAAGUAGGAAGGCAGCAAAUGGGACAUUAUACCUGACAGCUACUCAUCUUAUCUAUGUAGAUGCUUCUGCUGAAGUCAGAAAAGAAACAUGGAUUUUGCAUCAUCAUAUUGCAACUGUAGAAAAAUUGCCUCUGACCACAGCUGGAUAUCCACUCCUUAUUCACUGCAAGAACUUCCACGUGGCUCACUUUGUUAUUGGGCAGGAACGCGACUGUCAUGAAGUGUAUACCUCAUUACUUAAACUUUCACAACCAGUGAAACCUGAAGAACUUUAUGCUUUCUCUUAUAAUCCCAAAAUGUCUAAAGAGAACCGGGAAAUUGGAUGGAAGCUGAUUGAUUUAAAAGUAGAUUACCAACGUAUGGGAAUUCCAAAUGACUACUGGGAAAUAACGGAUGUUAAUAAAGACUAUGAGGUUUGCAACACAUAUCCUCCAGAAAUAGUGGUGCCUAGAGCUGCUAAUAAGGCAGUGGUGAUUGGAAGUUCAAGGUUCAGAAGCAGAGGGCGGAUUCCGGUGCUUUCUUACUUGUAUAAAGAAAACAAUGCUGCCAUAUGUCGUUGUAGCCAACCUCUCUCUGGGUUCAGUGCACGCUGUCUGGAGGAUGAACAAAUGCUGCAGGCGAUCAGAGAAGCCAACCCUGGGAGCCCCUUCAUGUGGCUUUAUUUCAUCUGUGCAUGUAUGUCUGUGAAAAGCUUUGGAAUUCUCUUACUAUUUCUAUACCACCAUUUAAAUGCCAUGGCAAACCGAGCUGCUGGGAAGGGUUAUGAGAAUGAAGAUAAUUAUGAUAAUAUUCGCUUUAAAUUUAUUGGUAUAGAAAACAUCCAUGUGAUGCGUAACAGCUUGCAGAAACUCCUGGAAGUGUGUGAAAUGAAGUCCCCCUCAAUGAGCGAUUUCCUCACUGGGCUGGAGAAUUCAGGUUGGUUACGGCACAUUAAGGCGGUGAUGGAUGCAGGUGUCUUUCUUGCGAAGGCUGUGAAAGAUGAAAAAGCUAGCGUGUUAGUCCACUGCUCUGAUGGGUGGGAUCGCACAGCCCAGGUCUGCUCACUGGCUAGCCUCCUCUUGGAUCCAUUUUAUAGGACUUGUAAAGGCUUCAUGGUUCUAAUAGAAAAGGAGUGGAUUGCAAUGGGCCACAAGUUCUCACACAGGUGUGGCCAUUUGGAUGGUGACCCCAAAGAAGUGUCCCCUGUCUUCACUCAGUUCAUUGAAUGUGUCUGGCAGCUCAUGCAGCAGUUCCCCUGCACAUUUGAGUUUAAUGAGCGUUUUCUUCUUGAAAUCCAUGACCAUGUCUACUCCUGCCAGUUUGGCAAUUUCCUUGGGACCUGUCAUAAGGAGCGUGAGGAUCUGAAAAUCUUUGAGAAGACCCAUUCUCUGUGGCCUUUCCUCUUGCAGAAGAAGCAGGAAUUAAGAAAUCCUUUGUACAGAGGAUUUACAGCUUACAAAGAGCUUCAACCAAACACACUACCUUUCAGUUUCCAGUUUUGGUGUGGGAUGUAUAAUCGCUUUGACAAAGGAAUGCAUCCAAAACAGUGUGUACUAGAUCAUCUGCUAAGAUGCAUGAGCCAAAAGAUGAAACUGGAGGACAGUGCAUCUGAACUGGAAAAUAAAUUUCCAUUCCUUGAUGGUCCUUUGCCCAGUGAAGCUUGCUCCUUACCUAAAAUAGGAUGUGCUGCUUCAAAAACACCGAUGCUCAACACUCCUCAGGAUUAUGAAGGGGAACCACCUCCUGUGUUGAGCAAUGGUGCCUCAGCAGGGGAUAUAGAUGUUAUGUCAGAUGUGGACCAAAAGCACAAAGAGAACCUGUCUCAUCACCAGGACCUCCAUGACCUUAAUGCCACCACUGACGUGUUGAACUCCCAAGCUAAGGAUGGAAAGCUGCAGCACCAUUGAUCACCUGAGGACUGUGUUCAAUAACCGGGCACUUGUGGUGGUGAGGCAUGAGGGAGCUGUGCCCCUGCGAGGGUGUAGACCCCCUAACUAUUUACAGCUACUUGUGAGUACCUAUGUUUGCAGGGAGCUGUGCUCGCUGUAGAGAAGACAGUCUGCAUUUGGCUUGGUCGCAUUGUUUUGUAGCUAAAAUGAAGAUGCGUACGAGCUGCCCAGAAAGCUACCCUGAGUUAGUGUAAACCUUAUUUUUCAGUGGAAACACGAUGUGUGUUUAAGGUUUAUGACUGCCUGCCAGGACUGGUAUUUCAGGCUGAAAGAAAUCUUGGCCAAUUAACUGGGGCUUAGGAGUUAUGCAGUGUUUAUAACUGGAGUAUGCAAUCCAUUUAUUCUCAGUGGUGGUGCAAGGUCAUCUUAAAAUGAUAAAAAAACCAAACCCCUUUUCUUAGCUGUGAAUGAAUCUCUGCAUGGACCCUCACCUUGUGGCAGAACUGAUUCAGUUUUUGUUUCCUAUGCAUAUUUGUUAAACAAAAACCCCCCUGUGCCUUUUUAUGGAGACCAUUUUAAUGUUUAGCCAUGCAAUGUACUACUUUUAUUAUUGUAGUGUAGUGUUGUAUUUGGUCACCUUUAGUCAGUAUUUUUAAACAAGUUUUUUUAUCUUACGCCAGCUUCUUUGGGAUCUCUGCCAAUCCCCUGAGUUUAGUAGCUUCUUUCUAAGACGACCUUUCAAAGGAUAAGCUUUUAUGGACCUUAUUUACUGAUUGUGAGAGUACAGCAAGCCACAGAGACAGGCUGUGACACGUGAUUUUUUGGCAGAGGGAGGACUAGAAAUGAGAAAAGAUAGGAGAAAAUUUAUAUGGAAAUUUUCUGUCUUGUUUUAUGAUCUUGGUUAAAUUGAAGCAAGAGAGCAACUCUUUGUUCUAAGCUGGAAUCAGUGUGCUUUCCUUGCAUCCAUCAGUGAGGCAGUAAUUACAGAUGAGGUGUGUUCUAUUAUGGAAAUGGGGCCUAAAAUGAUUACUUCACAUCACAUGCUGAGUGAUUCUAGUGAAUGUUAUCUUGGAUGUUAAAAUUACAUGAACUUUAAAGAUGCUUUGUUUGUACUGUCAAGACAUGGUGAGAUGAACAAUAUCUCUCAUGGCAGUGAACUUUUUAAUUUUUUGAAGCUGAUGACAAAACGUAAAUUGGGAUGUGACACCUUAAUGGAACAAGGAGUAGACAUCUGGGCUCAGGGCUGCGGCUGUAGCUUGGACUCACUCUAGUGCUUGUUAACACUACUUGGUUUCUUUAAGCUGCAGUAAGCUCAGCUGCAGAUACUAGUUCAAAGUUGCAGGUUUAAAACAGAGAUGUAUACUCUAUUUAUACAGAAGAAACAAGGGGUUGUCUCCCCAGGGAAGUGGAUGGCCCAGGAAAGCUGUUCCACAGUACUUCUAUAGAUGUGCUUAAUUGCACAGGGUCCCGUUAUGCGGUUUCAUUCAAGAUGCUUUUCUGCUUGCUUUUGGAUCCUGUUGUUCAAAUUAGAUGCUGCCAUUAGGUCUUAAAAUCAGUUUCCCUUUUUUAUAAAAUCUUGAAAAAAAUUGAAAAUAUUUUCCAAGUUAGCCAUCCCAAUCUACAAUAAAAAGUAGAAACAUUCCAUUAUAGAGUCAUAAAAUGCAAUAGCUGUUGUUCAUAUGCUUAUGGUGAAAUGACUACGUUAGUUUCAGUGUUGAAGAUAGAAAAGAAAAAAACCCCUACAACCAAUAAAAAC